Molecule: messenger RNA, 7281 nt
Organism: Amphiprion ocellaris (clown anemonefish)
Lineage: Eukaryota; Metazoa; Chordata; Actinopteri; Pomacentridae
Product: zonadhesin-like
Exons: 25
Coding region: 182-6634 (2150 amino acids)
Cellular component (GO): membrane; extracellular matrix
Molecular function (GO): protein binding
Source: RefSeq, a predicted model, not a curated record
CUGAAGGCAAGGCAAAGGGGCCACCAGCUCUGUGCUGGCAGUUAAAGGGUCACAUAAGCUGUGUUUCCAGUGAACGGCUUCACAACAGUUAGUGCUCAUUAUUCAUUCUUCAACUCAUCAAAGAGAGAAAGAGUAUUAGCAACGGGAGAGCAGCUGAAAGGCUGCCGUUAAGGGAUCAGCCAUGCUUGGAGGCAUCCGCACAGAUUUGUUGGUCACAGUCACUCUACUCGCUCUAACUCAGACGGGAAUUCAAUGCAGAGCUGAAAAUGACUUUUCAUUAGUUACUUUACCAGAAAGGAGACCAACAUCAGAAUUUAUUACACAGUGUCACUACGAAACAAAUAACAGACCGAUUUGUGACUGGACAAGGAGCCAAGGUAGAAAAGAAGUUGUAGUGGAUGUUUUAGAGAGUCCUCCACUGGAAGUAGAGGGAGAGGCCUGUGUAGAGUUCUGGUACCUCGCCCCAGUGACACCUAAAGGGUCUGAACUCCACGUUCUGCUAAAAAGCAGAACUGGUCUGGUAGAAAUCUGGGCCUCUCCUGCCAUCCCACAAGAUGCAUGGAGACAAGUGUUUGUGCCUCUGAAAAUCAUUGAACCAGGGACACAGGUUGUAUUUGAAGAAGUUCAAGCACAGUCUCCACAGGAAAAGAUCACAUUUAAACAAAUACAUGUAAGAAGAGGCUCUUGUGGACACCAGUGUGAAUCUAACACAGAGCUAUGGACAGACGAGUUCACUCGUUGCCUCUGUUCUGCUGGCCAGUUCCUCUGCUUUCCCUCUCAGUGCCCUAAGGGCCAAAUCUGUGGUCCUGAAACACGAAGGUCCAGUGGGAAUCCCACUUCUGGGAUAUGCACUAUACACAGACACACAGACUGCAGCACUUUUGAUGGAGUGUUGUUCCGCUUCAUGGCACCCUGCGCCUAUGUACUGGCUAAGACCUGCUCACCCACUGAAGCCCUGCCCGAGUUCAGUGUGGAAGUGGUCAAUGAGCAGAACGGCAACGAGUCUCUGCCGACUGUCCAGCGAAUCAUUGUGAACCUUGGGAACAUCAGAGUGUUCCUGUUGAAAGGGCAGACACACAGAGUUGUGGUUAAUGGGGUGUGGAAGAAGGUUCCACUCAGCCUCAGUAGCGGCACCAUCAACAUCAACAGCAACCCUGCAGCUGUUGUCCUUGCAACCAGGUUUGGUCUUUCUGUCUCAACUGACAACUCUGGUGAUAUCCAUGUCGUCCUCCCAUCUACCUACUCUGACAAGGUCUGUGGCUUGUGUGGCAACUUCAACCAUCUCACAGAAGAUGACUUGCUCAUGCCUAAUGGUACAAAUGCAGAAGAUGCUACAGAUCUAGCAGAGAGCUGGCAGACCGGGGAAUCUACGUCCUCCUGUGAAACCAUUCUGGUGCCGAAUCAGUGUGACCCAUUGGAGCAGGCUGAGUAUGCCAGUGAGCUGUACUGUGGAGGCCUCCUCUCCAGCACUGGGCCCUUUGCUGACUGCUUAUCAGUUGUUGGGGCAGAGAGCUACUUCAGAAGUUGUGUGUUUGGCAUGUGUUCUUCUCAUGGUGACCCAGUGGUGCUGUGUGAGACGUUACAACUAUAUGCUGACGUCUGCCAAAAGGCCGGAGGUGCAAUACCGACAUGGAGGAACUCAACAUUCUGCCCCCUUCAGUGCAGUGAGAAUAGCCACUAUAACUCAUGUGCUGAUGGCUGUCCUGAGGUGUGCUCCAGUCUAGAUAUAGUUGGCUCCUGUGGAAGCUGUGAAGAGAGAUGCGAGUGUGACUCUGGUUUCAAGCUCAGUGGGAAAAAGUGCGUCCCAGCAGAAGAUUGUGGCUGCUGGUAUAAUGGAACACACUAUGAAAAAGGUGAAACGCUCGUGGAGGGAGAUUGUGUGCAACAGUGCCAGUGCAUGGGCAAUGAUGCCAUGCAGUGCAGCCCAAUGCACUGCACAGACAGUGAGGUUUGCAAGGUUGACAAUGGGGUCAAAGGCUGCUUCCCUUUCAAAUCUGUCACUUGCAGUGUGUAUGGUGACCCACAUUACAUCACCUUUGACAAGCUGGAAUAUCAGUUUCAAGGGGGCUGCAGUUACACACUGACUACCACAUGUAGCGGAGAAAGCUCAGUCCAGUUCUCUGUAACUGGAUAUAACAUGCAUCCUCCCCAUCAGAACUUCACCAGGUCCAAGCUAGAAGCUGUGGCUCUUGAGGUUGAUGAGCUGUUCCUCACCCUGAAUCAAAGCGGAGAGGUCUAUGAGCACAACAACCAUGUCCAACUCCCAUAUUCAAACAGUGGUGCAUAUGGCUCAGUUUCGGUCUACAAGAAGAGUAAUUAUAUUAUCUUGGAGACAACAUUUGGGCUCAGAAUGGGGUUAGACAUGGAGAACAGGCUGUUCCUGCAGGUUGAUGAGCGCUACAAAUAUGAACUGUGUGGACUGUGUGGCACCUACUCUGGACACCAGGACGAUGACUUUUUAAAACCAGGAGGCCAAAGCGCCACUGACGCAUUUGAGUUUGGAGACAGCUGGAGGGUGCCAGACAAUAAUGAGUGCAUCGUCUACCCAAAUGAUCCAAGACUCUGUGAUUAUGAUGAGGAGAAUGAGGCCUAUAAUGAAUGUUCUGUACUUUUCGGGGAUGCCUUCAAAGCCUGCCAUGAACAUAUUCAUCCAAGCAUCUACCUCAACAGCUGUAUAUAUGACUACUGUCCCACAAGUGGUGACCAACACACUCUAUGUGAAUCUCUCAAGUCUUACGCAGCAGCAUGCCAUUUUGCAGGAGUGAAACUUCCCCACUGGGAGACUGGCACAGUCUGUGCUAACCCCCCAACCACAGCAGUUUCUCCAACAAGUCCAACUCCUACUUCUUCAACUCCAGAUCAUACGUUGUGUCCUGUGAAUUGCAACUUUGAAAAUAAUUUUUGUGGAUGGGAGCAGCUCGUACAGGACAGUUUUGAUUGGACAAGACAUUCAGGCCCCACACCAUCGCAUCUAACUGGGCCAAACCAAGAUCAUACCACUGGAGCUGGUUUCUACGUGUACCUUGAGGGAGACAGUGUAACUCAUGGAGACUCUGCCCGUUUGUUGAGCUCAGUGUGCCACAACAAUGGCCCACUCUGCCUGGAAUUCUGGUAUAAUAUGUAUGGCUCAGCCACAGCCAUGGCCCUCAAUAUUUACCUGCUCAAAGACAAUAAAGCUACAAAGCUCUGGUCCAUGUUGAACAACCAGGGACCAGAAUGGCAUCGGGGAAGUGUUAAUAUUACAGUCUCUGGUCCAUUUCAAAUCAUAAUGGAGGGAAUUCGUGGCUCUACGGCUGAAUCAGAUGUGGCCAUAGAUGACAUUUCCAUCCAUCUUGGCACAUGCUCAGGUAUCAUUCCUGGUCUUGUUAGUGGAACUGAGCUUCCUUCAACAACUGCAGACAUCGUCCCGCCACACCCCAUCUGCAAUCUUGACUGCAGCUUUGACAGCAACCUUUGCAACUGGAAUCAGAUGGUCACAGAUGCUUUUGACUGGACGUGGCAAAAAGGGUCCACCCCCACCCUGAUGACUGGCCCCGCUGCUGAUCACACCGGAGAUGGCCAUUACAUGUAUAUUGAGGCCAGUAGCGUGACACAUGGAGACACGGCUCGUCUCAUCAGCUCUGAGUGUUCUGACUCUGGUCCUCAGUGUCUGCAGUUCUGGUACCAUAUGUAUGGCUCAGCAAAUACAAUGGGCCUCCAUGUUUACCUGAUCCAGAACAGAUUGGCCACUGCUGUCUGGCGGAAAAGGAAUGAUCAAGGAAAUAUGUGGCACCUGGCUCAGGUUGACUUGGCAACAACUGCAGCAUUCCAAAUCAUUUUUGAAGGGCGUAGGGGUUCUAAUGAUCAGUCGGAUGUGGCCAUAGAUGAUGUCUCACUUCACCGUGGACACUGUGCAGAUCUGGCUAAUCCAACAACUCCUGCUGCCACAGCUAGACCACAACCACCAAGCACAUAUCCACCACUGCCAGAAACAACAGCUAGACCACAAUCACCAGAGCCAGAAACAACAGCCAGACCACAACCACCACAGCCUGAAACAACAGCUACACCACAACCACCAAGCACAUAUCCACCACAGCCUGAAACAACAGCCAGACCACAACCACCAAGCACAUAUCCACCACAGCCUGAAACAACAGCUAGACCACAACCACCAAGCACAUAUCCACCACAGCCUGAAACAACAGCUAGACCACAACCACCACAGCCUGAAACAACAGCUACACCACAACCACCAAGCACAUAUCCACCACAGCCUGAAACAACAGCUAGACCACAACCACCAAGCACAUAUCCACCAGAGCCAGAAACAACAGCUAGACCACAACCACCAAGCACAUAUCCACCAGAGCCACAAACAACAGCCAAACCACAACCACCAGAGCCAGAAACAACAGCUAGACCACAACCACCAAGCACAUAUCCACCACAGCCUGAAACAACAGCCAGACCACAACCACCAAGCACAUAUCCACCACAGCCUGAAACAACAGCCAGACCACAACCACCAAGCACAUAUCCACCAGAGCCACAAACAACAGCCAGACCACAACCACCAAGCACAUAUCCACCAGAGCCACAAACAACAGCUAGACCACAACCACCAAGCACAGUUCUACCAGAACCAGAAACAACAGUGAGACCACAACCACCAAGCACAUAUCCACCACAGCCUGAAACUACAGCUAGACCACAACCACCAAGCACAUAUCCACCAGAGCCACAAACAACAGCUAGAACACAACCACCAGAGCCAGAAACAACAGCUAGACCGCAACCACCAAGCACAUAUCCACCACAGCCUGAAACAACAGCCAGACCACAACCACCAAGCACAUAUCCACCACAGCCUGAAACAACAGCCAGACCACAACCACCAAGCACAUAUCCACCAGAGCCACAAACAACAGCCAGACCACAACCACCAAGCACAUAUCCACCAGAGCCACAAACAACAGCCAGACCACAACCACCAAGCACAUAUCCACCAGAGCCACAAACAACAGCCAGACCACAACCUCCAAGCACAUAUCCACCACAGCCUGAAACAACAGCUAGACCACAACCACCAGAGCCAGAAACAACAGCUAGACCACAACCCCCAAGCACAUAUCCACCACAGCCUGAAACAACAGCCAGACCACAACCACCAAGCACAUAUCCACCAGAGCCACAAACAACAGCCAGACCACAACCACCAAGCACAUAUCCACCAGAGCCACAAACAACAGCCAGACCACAACCACCAAGCACAUAUCCACCAGAGCCACAAACAACAGCCAGACCACAACCACCAAGCACAUAUCCACCAGAGCCACAAACAACAGCUAGACCACAACCACCAAGCACAUAUCCACCAAAGCCAGAAACAACAGCUAGACCACAACCACCAAGCACAUAUCCACCAGAGCCACAAACAACAGCUAGACCACAACCACCAAGCACAGUUCUACCAGAACCAGAAACAACAGUUAGACCACAACCACCAUCCACAGUACCACCAGAGCCACAAACAACAGCUAGACCACAACCUCCAUCCACAGUACCACCAGAGCCAGAAACAACAGUUAGACCACAACCACCAUCCACUGUGCCACCAGAGCCACAAACAACAGCGAGAUCACAACCAACAACCACUCCUCUACCAACACCUUCAUGCAGAGCAAACAGUCAUUACACCACUUGUAUGCCUGCAUGCAGUCCAACCUGUGCAGACCUGAAUGGUCCACCACACUGCAGUGACAACAUCAACUGCGUGGCAGGAUGUGUGUGUAAUGAUGGCUUUGUAAAGAAAAGGAGGGCUUGUGUGCCUGUGCAACAGUGUGGUUGUGUGGAUAGGGAUGGCACCAAAUACCAAUUCAACGAAGUGUGGUACACCAAUCACUGCAGUCAGAAAUGUGAAUGUGAGAAGGAUGAUGGCGUGGGGAAGAUUGACUGUGAUGACGAAGAUGACUGUGAUGGAAAUGCUGUCUGCCUUCAGAAUGAGAAUGGCGAUUAUUACUGCCAGUCUACAGGCUUCAGAGAGUGCACUAUCAACGGAGACCCUGAGUACAGAACAUUUGAUAAAAUGAAGCACGACUUUGAGGGUGAACAUUCGUAUGUGCUGGUCAGGACCAGCAACUUGCCAAAUAACCUUCCUGAUGUCUACAUCGAGGGUAUCAAUGAGCAUAUCGUAGAUGAUGAUGAUGAUAUUAGCAGUGAAGAAGACAACAGUCGCAGAGUCAGCGAAGAAGAUGAUGAAGAUGAAGAUGAUGAUAGUGAUGACGACAGCGAAGAGCAGGAUAACCGCCACAGAUUACAAGGGCUUAAGAUCCGAGUGUAUAAUUACACUGUGGAGUUCAAGAACAAACGGAAGCUAACAGUUGAUGGAAAUACAACUUAUCCUCCCUUCUCAUCGACUGCUGGUCUAAACAUCUGGGAACAUUCCUCUCACAUCUACCUGAAGACUGACUUUGGCCUGUCCGUGGAGUUUGACGGACACAGCUCAGCAGAGAUCAUUCUACCCCGCCUUUAUAAAAGGAAGGUGGGAGGCCUGUGUGGAAACUUUGAUGGAAACAGGAGGAAUGAUAAGAUAAAGCCAGAUGGUACCAGGGCCUCGAGCACUCAGGAGUUUGGAGAGAGCUGGAGAGUGUGAACAUCACAUGGAAGAGACGUGACAUUUGAAGACAGCCUGUGAAUGUUUAGCCUAUUAGUUGAUUCAUUGUUGUGUCAGUUUACAUGAAAACUCCACACUCAUAACUAUCAUUGUAUUAAAUAAUAACAGGCUGGUUUACACUUAUUUAGUUUGUUUUUUUUCUUACACAACACACACAAAUCAGAGCGGUGAAACAUUCUUAAACAUGGACAACUGUUUGCUGUUAUACACAACACAAAGAAUGUUCUAGUAGAUUUCCGAUUGUAUGCACUGUUUCUGGCAUUUCAAAGCGUUCAUGUGCGUUUUGAAAAAGUUACUCAAGUCUUUAAAAUCUUGGAGAUUUUUAUUUUUUUUAAGAAAUCUUUGUACUCACUGACAAACUAUUACUACAGCAUACACUGCAGGCCUACAGAGUAAUGUCUACGCUGCAACUAGUUAUACAAUAUAAAGUGUUUAAAUAAUGAAAACACAUGACUGCACAUGGAUUACUUAUCAUGAUGUGAUACUGCUAGAAACCAAUUAAAAUGUAUUGUAAAUAAUUACUGAAAAUGCUGCUUGCACUUUAUCAUAAUGUGUACUGGAUUACCAGCUUGUUGGUAAAUUUUCUGUUGAAUCCUCACUGUUCUAAUAAACAGGCACUGUGGUUA